GGAGUCCCUCUAGGGGGGAUGGGACCCGCCCGGGGUCAGCGAAGCCCGUAACCACAUUCUUGGAAAUCAGCGUGGCGUGCCACGCGUUUUCUUCCUGACCCGAAACAGUAUCAGUGCUCGUCUCGCUCCUGGGAGUAACAGGGGACCGUACUCUGGGCUUGAACUCUGUGCUUCGCACUCUAAUUUAGGAUGGCUUAAUUUGGAAUAAACAUUUCUUUGUGACUUACCACCCCAUUACACAGUUAUCCUCGAUUUUCUAAAAUAGUCAGUCUGUGAUGGUAAAUCUGGAGACAUCGCUGUACCCUUCCAGUACUGACCGUGCGUCUCUCUAGCCUGUGACGCGCAGAGCCUGUGACACGCAGAGCGAGCAGGCCGGGGGGCUCUGGAGACUUCAGUGGUCUCCUGUCACUAGUGCACAGACUAAGGGGCCUGUGCAGUAUUCUGAAGUAAUAAGAAAAAGUUUAUUAUACUUGAUCUAAAGAUAACAAUACCUCAUUACAUAUUAAUAAACUGGAUAGAAAAGGCUCUGGGGGCAAGAUCUGUGGUCAUUUUGGGAAUACUUGAAUGUUUGUUAUACUGGAAUGACAGGUGAAAUGCAUUUGUGAAUUGCAUUUAUAAUCUAGUUAAACUGCUCAAUUUACCUUUAUUACUUUAUGCACAGACCUUGUUUUCUUUACCUAUGUGGGAUAAUUUUCUAUUUUCCUUUUUAAAAUAGAAACCUAUCUUUUGAGAAGGGGAAUAUGUCCUUGGUGAAGCCCUUUGUCAUCCUCUGCAGUAUAAGAAUUAUUUCAGAGGAAAACAGUUCCACUUCUCUGCAGUGGAAAACAGAAUUAAAAGUUAUCACACUGUGUCUAACACUAUGGUUAUGACUCUGAGUCAGCUAUAAAGGAAUUUUUUAUUUCCUGAAUGUAAGCUGUCUGUAUUCACAUUAAAAUUUUCAGGAGGGUGAAGUACCAUACCUUAAGCAUGCAUCUGAAAUCUGACAAACAGAGGCAAGGCAAUUGUCUUGCUAUUUAAUUAUUAGUUUUCUACUGGCGAUUUACAGGUUCCUCCCAUUUGCUGUGCAGGACUGCGAAAUGGUAGCCCAAAUUUUAAGUGAACUUAAACUCCUUGAUGAACUGUGGUUCUUUGAAUGUAUUUCAAACUAGCUGACUUACAGUCUAAAUACAUAAUUUGUCUGCUGUUCAGUUGAUUUGUCUGGAGUAUACCCGUAGAAUUAGUUUUAUUUGCAGUCACCUAUGAUUUGAGCAGUUACUAAGUGAUCAUAGUCUUAAAUUCUUUGCAACAGAAGGGUCUAUUUCUGGCUGGCAGAAUGUGUAGAAAAGUAUCUGGAAGUUAAGAAUGCAAUUCAUUUACAUAAUAACUGUAAAGAAUAUAAUUCCUAUAAAUGGAAAAAUCUUCUGAGGCCCGUAUCAGGGCAUGAUUUGGCCCGUGACUCAGGAAUACUGACCUGCACUAUGGAGGUUUGAUGCAUAGUAAAUAAGAUCUAAUUAUUUAUUAGUAGAUUUAAACUAACCUUCUCACGAGGCUGUUUCUGCUAGGUGUCAGUUACUCAGCAUUCAUCUAGUUGCACAGACAGAAGUACUUAAGGGAUGAUAGGAGAACUAGAGAACCAGAAAUUUUUAGGUGGUUUUUUUUUUUAAGUAUAUGGAGUUCCAGAAAGUAUAUUAACAGCUCUUAAGCUUUUAAAGUCCAAUUGGAAGUCUGAAAUGCUUAAAUAUUAAAAGGGAUACCUCUAUCUCAGGUACUUAUGUUAAAUAGAAAGUCAAAGGAGAAAAAGGAAAUUACAUCACCUUGUCAAAUAAGGAACAGCUAGCUGGAGUGGAUGACUUGUAGUGCAAAAAUGUGCCCCUCCUCCUGUGAAUUGCUUCUGAGAUUUGUUAAAGAUAAUGUGGUGGCAAGGUGAGCAAAAAUAGGUUGUGGAUUUAAGGUAGACACAUUUCUUCCCCUCCCAGAAGGGGUAACUAGGUCUUACUUUUUUUUCCUUUCCCUCUUUCCCAUUUCUUACAAGACGUAUCUCAGCUUCUCUUCAAGAGUGUUGCCUUUAUAAAAUCUGUCCAAAAUUUUUUACAGGCAUUCAGAAAUCUGUACAGCAAAUUGCUGUAUUCCAUCCCCAUUUAGUGAAACAUUUUAGAGUGUGCUUUGGUCUACUGUGCGUACCAGGAAGGUUUUCUUCAUUAUGAACUUGACUUGCCUCAAAUAUUUGGCUGCAUUGGGACUGGGAGAGCAGGGAACAGAGUAAUAUGAUUCUGUGUGUGAUCAGUGAUAGAUGUUGAGCUAAAAUAUAUGCAAGUGCUUCUUAGUUUCUAAGAGGAUUACUGUUGUUGUAAUGCAAGUGUUUAUUGAUAUGUAUCUGUAUGAAAACUGCACAUUUGUGAUGUUUUCUGUAACUCACCACAAAAAUUUUUCCACAUAUUCCCAUAUACAUUGUAGAUAUCAUUAUGUACAUACCCUACUGUUUAUGGAUACAUUUGACCAUUUUCAGCUUACACACAGCUAUCCUGUUAUUCAUCACUCACUAGUUCAAGUUUGAAAGUAUAUUUGGCCUUGUAAAAAAAAAAUUAAUCUCCAAUAUUUAGUAUUAUUCAUAUUUGUUAAUGCAAACAGACCUGAACAAUUAAAAAGUGUCUCCUUUGUGCUGUUGCCUUACAAUGAACGGUGUUGGUAGCUUCCUAAUGCAUCAACAAAUCUUUGAAUUGCCUUGGCUUGUAUCUGCCCUGUAGAAAUUACUAGCUAUAGUUUCAGUGUGAACUCCAUUUCUUCAAAAGUGCUUCAGUCUUCCUAAGUGCCAUAAUCGAUGCAUAACUAGGCCAGACAAGCAGAGUAACUGGAAACCCAUUCUGUGCAAAUGAGCAGCACACGAGUGUGAGAUCAAGAAUGCUUCAUUACUGCGUAGUGUCCAUUUUCUUUAGCAAAUACAAUUUGAUGUUAUUUAUGGUUAAGUUCAGAUCCUUAAAUUUUUAAGGAGGCAGGAUUGGGACAGCAGUUACACUGAGAAUUGUUGAUAUUUAUAUCUUCAUGACUGACUUUUGUAAAUUUUACUGGUUUUUAAAGCCAAUUACUAGAAUACAAUACGUACUAUUCGGCUUUAGUAAGAGUGUGCUGUCUAAAAUACAGUUUGUACUCCUCAAUUACGUUACAUGUCUCCCUCUUAAGAUACUAUGUCUUCAAACAAGCUUAUGCAUGUUUUAAAAUAUAAGCAACAACUCUCUUAGACUCCACUGAGAAAGUAACUAGGUGGUUUAUUGAAAGAAUACUACCUCUCUUGAUAGUCCUAGCUUAAGGCACUCGGGAUAGUUUCAUAACUCUGAAAUGUCAAGGCAGAUCACCUUCUGUGAAUUCGCAAAGAGGUUAUUUUUAGAAUGAAGCAAGUUGUAUGGCUGCAAAAAUUGUCUGUAUGUUUAAAAAAUAAAGACUGAUUGAAACAAGUGAAAAUUACCUUUUCCUAGAGUAUGUAAAUAUAUGUCAUUUUAGAUGUUAACCUUAGCAUUCCAGAGGGAUAUCAGAGAGGUGAUUGUGCAACCAUCAGUCUUGAGAGCUGAGAUUUAUACAGCAUUUGGGAAGCUGACACAGUAAUUACCUGCAGUGGUUUUGGCAUGGGAACUGGUGGAGGUUGGGCCUCUUAAUAAGCCCUGCAAGGGUUGUAUGUUAGCUCAAUACACGUGCUCUCAAACUACAGCAGUUGUUCCCCCUGUCUGAUUUUUUAUAUUUUAAUCAAUGUCUUGCUCAUGGUCUUGUCAGGUCUUGCACAUGUGCUGAAGUGGAGUACUAUCAUUUGCUGCCUGAUCAGUGUUUUGUACCAGUGAUUUUUUUUUACUUGUAACUUGCAUUUGACUUCAGAAAUACCGAAAUAGACAGUAGGCAUUAACCUUAAGCUCACUUAUUCAUUCUCCUUCAUUUCUUUUGCAGAUUUGUUGCUAUGGGAUAGGAUCUGAGGCAUAAAAAAUCAUUGCUCAAUACAGUGUGAGCUGAUAAGAUGGAUGUUUUAUUUGCAAGUUACAUUAACAUGUUAAGAAGUAAUUUUAGAAUUGGUGCUAUAUGUGUACUAUGCUGCUUAAGUCAUUUUGACAAAUGGGUUCCUCUAGUGUUCUGCUCCCCCAUAAACAAUGGUUCUGCUUGUACUUACAGAACUAUGUUAUUGCUUCCUGGGGCUGUAUGUUUAUAUUUAGUUUCAUGAUGAAAAUCUGCAAUUCCUAUUACCAGGAAGGGUCCAAUUUAACUGCGUUAUACAAAAAUUUCCAGCGUUAAACUAGCUUUUUAAGGAGGUUGUCUGAAAAGAAGAACAUGGUUUUCACUAAAAUCAGGAGGGCUGAAUGAGGUAGGACUAUGCCGCAGCAGAUAGAGCACUGGUUCAUCCCCUAUUCACUUCUAUGAAAGCCUCCUGUCUAGAGUUAUUCUGAAAUGCCUGACUAAAAUAUACGGGGUAUCUGGCAGUGAAUUAAAAAAUCCCACUUCUGUUGACACAAUGGUGAUCACUGAAAGUCAUGAUCAAGAAAACCAUCAGACUCUUGAAGAGAAUGCGAUUGGGUCUCGCACAUCACAAACAUGCAUACAGUCAGAAGCUAUUUUGCAUAUACUCUUUUCUUAAGAUGAUCAAUACUAGACCCAAUUCAAAUUUGGAAAAGCAUAGCAGAGUUGGUCUUUCUCAAAUAGUUGUUUAUAAAUGGCAAAUAGUGGUGCUGGACUGCAAACUAAUCCCAGGGCACCUGGUUAUAGUCCUGUUUACGAGUCUGCCCAUCCCUUGUGCUGCAAGUAGGUAUGAUGGAUCUUUCCUCCUAAAGGAAAAGGAAGGUUACACAUCUGCAUAGAAAGCCUGGUUUAGAACGGAUUUACCAUAAGCAUAAGCUAUUAGCUGUUUCUGUACCCACUGCAAUACCAUACUGUGAGGGUUUUUCUUGACAGGUAUGCCAGUAUGCAGGAGCUGGCCCUCAGCUGUUGGCGGAAUUCUUUUGGAGGAGGGGUGUGGAGAAGUUCACAUUAGUAUUAUAUGGUCAUAUUGAUUUUCAAGGGAGAUACAAAUUAAACUGGUUUCGGUGGGGUUUGGUUUGGUAGGGUUUGUGUGUGUGUGUGUGUGUUUUUAAACAACCAUAUAGCACCAUAUUGUACUUGCUGAAAUCAGGCUAUUUGUGUAGAUGAAGCACAGACCCAUAGAACAUCUUGGCUUAUAGUUUUGGACUUAAUUUUUCCUGCCUUCAUGAUGCUGACUAAUUUUACACUGCCCCUUCCCCUCCCCAAUAAUCCUUUCUGAAUUUCCUAAGCAAAGCCAAGUGAGUCAGUUUGUUCCUUAGACUCUGAUUACUUACUCAAUAUAUAGUAAUUGCCAACACAUUUUUUCUGUUGUAAAAGGGCCAGAUAAAGCAUUGUCCACACGUUCAAAAUAGAUCUGAAUGCAGCAGUAUGGUUUCAGUGGCGAUUAUUUCAAAUCACUAGAUUUCUGAUUUGUUUGAAAUAGCUAGAAGACUUGAGGCUGUUUUAAAGUAUCUUAAUGCUUACUGCUUUAUAUAAAAGAAGUCUUAGAAUUCCAGUUCAAGUAGUCAGUAAUUCUGUUUAUUGGAGCAAAGGCUAUGGAAGGUAAUACUUAACAACAGACUAGGCUGUUAUUUGUUGGCUACACUGGAAACUAUAAACUCUUUAGCAAAAAGAUAAAACUAAAGAUAGAUAGCAAUUAGAAAGUUAAAUAGAUUGUUCUAGAAAACUUUUUAAAAGCCUUUUUUGUAUUAAUAACUAGUAGUUUACGUACAAGAACUGAAGUGUUGUUGAUGCACAGUUGCUAUAUAUCAAUAGCUUUACUGAACGUGGGGUUUUUUCUAUACAGUGUAAUUCUCUAAGAGAACUUACCUAUUUUUUACUUCAGUUUUACAGAUAGACUCAAAGCAAGAAGUUUGGUCAGGUUUUUCUAUUGGCAAGUAGGACAGAAGGCCUUUCUACCGAGCUGUUUAAUUAUUUGAAUACUGAAAUUUCAGAUGAGAGAUGAAAUCAUCAGAUUUGCAUUUCUGAUAUUUAUGUCUUCUCUGUUGAAGGGAAUGAAAACCGCAGGAAACCUGUCAAGUACUGAAUAUCUAAGGUUGUGAGACAUCACCAGAGAACGCUCCGCAAUGUCAACUGCAGGAGUUGCUGCUCAGGAGAUGAGAGUCCCAUUAAAAACUGGAUUUCUUCACACUAGUCAAGGCAUGGGGAGCUUGAAAACCUGCUGGGGUAGCCACAGUGGAUUUGAAAAUACUUUCUUUAAUGUGGACCCUAUAGCAGUGGCAUAUAAUUUAGGUCCAUCGACAGAGCAGCAUUUGCCAUCCAUUGGGCACUCUUCCAACCAGGCUUCCAUGAAUGACCACAUUGCUGAAAGUUGCAUCCAAGUCCCAUCUCAGAAAUCCAGUCCACUUCCUGUAAGUCCCAAAAGUGAACUGACAGUUUCAAGAUAUGAAGACCAUCUCGUUCCUGGCUUUAGUAAACUGUCAUUAACCAUGAGCUGUGUUUCUGAAGAAACACCUCACAUGGCAAUAAAAAAUGGACCAAUUCAAUUUCUGUCUGCAUCUUCCAAUGAUCGUAGCUCCAGGCCUCUACCCCCUCUACCUAUUUCUGAAGACCUUGCUUCAGAUGAGGUUGACAAAGAAGUGGAAUUCCUGACUAGCUCAGAUACUGACUUUUUGUUAGAAGAUUAUGAACUUCCUCCUUUUAAAGCCAGUGCUCCAAGUCGGCGGAGCUUUAGGGGCUGUGGACAGAUCAACUAUGCAUACUUUGAUACUCCAGCAGGACCAAAACCAGAAGAUUCCAACCCUACACAAAGCCUAAAUGUAUACAUAUCCGGUAUUUACCCUCCUCCACAGCAGCUGCAUCGACGCUUGCGAAGGUCCCAUUCUGGGCCAGCUGGAUCUCUUAAUAAACCAAUAGUAAGACUAUCUGGACACUUAAACAGGUCUUCUCCAACCUCUGAUGAAGAUAAACCAGAGAUUCCACCAAGGGUUCCCAUACCUCCAAGGGCGCUCAAACCAGACUACAGAAGGUGGUCAGCAGAAGUUGCUUCUAGCGCGUACAGCGAUGAAGACAGGCCUCCAAAAGUACCCCCAAGAGAACCUCUGUCACACAGCAAUUCCCGUACCCCGAGUCCCAAAAGCCUCCCAUCAUACCUCAAUGGGGUUAUGCCCCCCACCCAGAGUUUUGCACCUGAUCCUAAGUAUGUCAGCAGCAAAGCUCUACAAAGACAAAAUAGUGAAGGAUCUUCAAACAGGGUCCCUUGCAUUCUUCCAAUUAUUGAAAAUGGUAAGAAGGCCAGUUCAACACACUACUAUCUGCUACCUGAAAGGCCUCCAUAUUUGGACAAGUAUGAGAAAUUCUUCAGAGAAGCAGAAGAAAGGAGCUCUAACACUGAGGUUCAGUCCUGGUCUGGUGACUGCACAGCCACCUCACCUCCGACAAAACUGGACUCAAAACCCAGAAUGGACAUAGGUGGUCACCUGAAACGAAAACACCUGUCUUAUGUGGUUUCCCCGUAGUUUCUGGGAGCACAGUCAGUCCCAGCUCAGUUGUUCAGGAUGGAGCUGAACUUUAUCAUGUUACAAAGUUCUUAUGGUUCUCAGAUAAUGAAGUAGGAGCAGUUUGACCUCUGAGAACUGGAAAGUGGAUCGUAAAGUCCUCUUAUGCUGCAUAUAUUUGAUAUGUUUCUUAAGACUCUUUUUGUUUGUCUAGGUAUGUAAGCUGAAAACCUACAAAGUUCCCAUACAAAGAAACAUGGAGGGAUAGUAGUCACAGCUGGCCAGUUGUAUGCUACCUAGAUGAACGUAUUUGGUAGUCACAUUAUCAAAAAAAAAAAAAAAUUAAAAUCGAGCUUUGCUGAUGAGUCACUUAUAAAGCAGACAACAGACCAAGUAAUGCAGUACAGUUUUUGUAUUGGGUAUUUUCUUUUAUACAGUAACCGUACUGAGAACAGACUCUGUUCUCUUUGACUAGGCUAUGUCAGCCUGAUAAGAAGGUAACUGCAAGAUUUGAUACCCACUUCAAGACUUGGCAGGCAUAUUGGAAGCACAUUUUGAAAGUUUAAUCUAUUUUACAAAUUAAUUUGAUGCUAAUAGACUUUUAAAGUGAGUUGGUUUUGUGGAUUCACUUGCUAGACACACUUGGCUCAGUUUUGCAGUUUUUCCUAGAAGAGACUUGGACCAGCUAUUGCUAAGCCUCUGCUGCUGCUCUUUUCCUGCUGGAUCCUAGAUACGUGUGAGAGUGUCCUGAGCAGCCACACGGUUGCUGUCAGGUAGGCAGUAACAACUGUGUGCUCACCUAGAGUCUGAAAUUCUGACUGUAUUAAAUACAGAAACACAGCACAAGCUGGUCUUGUGUUUUGGUUUCUGUUCAGUAUUUUAGGGGAGGAGGAGGAGGGUAUGAGGGAAAAACAUGAUUCCAUUUAUGAACAGUGUCAGUCCCGUCUCUUGCUGCUUUGAUGCUGCUUCUUGCUGUUUAAUUUUUCUUCACUGUGCCUCAGCCAUCCACUGAAGUUCACUGAGGUGCCACAUUAGCAGUUUCUCAUGCUCAUUUUGGUUACAUUUAUCCUCUUACAGAAAAGCACAAGAGAAAGGGUGCUCAUUAAUGGGGGUACAGAAGAUGAAUGUGUUCCUCCUAACAGAAGUGAACAAGCUGUUUACAGUUUAAACUGCUGAAUGAGAUGUUUGAGCUAUUUUAAAGCUUACUUUUUAUUUGUUUUAGUACAAACUAAAUGAAGGUGAAAUACAUGCUAUAGAAAUGCACUGAUAUUUCUGCAUCAUGUACAGUAUUGAAUAAAAAAUAAUUCACUUUGUAUUUUGAAUAUUGUCAUGUCUUGAGUUUAAUAAAGUUAUAAAAUACUUAUUUAUGAUACAUUUUGGAUUUUGCUUUAUUGAAUAGUGUAUGCAAUUGUGCAUUUGAGUUCUGCAUUUACUGCAAAGUUCAAAGUCAGUAAUGUUAAAUAUACAACAAAUGUUGAAUUCACCUUGCAUUAAAUUAGAAUUAAGACUGCUGCAGAAGUGUUCAAUAACUCACAUUGCACACUGUUAAUUUUAAUGCCUCGUUACUGCCUGGUAGCAUGUUGUCUAUAGUUUUGUGCUGGCAAUAAAACAUUCUGUGAGAUUAAGUUA
Messenger RNA from Pipra filicauda (Wire-tailed manakin), 9095 nucleotides. It is a transcript of the gene ERRFI1, whose product is annotated as ERBB receptor feedback inhibitor 1. The record is from RefSeq and is a predicted model, not a curated record. Gene Ontology annotation, cellular component: extrinsic component of cytoplasmic side of plasma membrane. Bases 6096 to 7487 code for a protein of 463 amino acids. Gene Ontology annotation, biological process: negative regulation of epidermal growth factor receptor signaling pathway; regulation of keratinocyte differentiation. The transcript has 3 exons. Lineage: Eukaryota; Metazoa; Chordata; Aves; Passeriformes; Pipridae.